AUGGCAAUCACUACAACUACCACUACAACAGCAGCAGCGGCAGCAGCCUCAGCGGCUGCUACUACCACCAUGACAGCCACCACAGUAGCUAUGACCACGGCCACCUUGGAUUUGCGAGACUGGCUUUUCCUCUGUUAUGGGUUAAUUGCAUUUCUGACUGAAGUAAUAGAUAGUACCAACUGUCCAUAUGUGUGCCGCUGUGAUAACGGCUUUAUCUAUUGCAAUGACCGUGGUCUAACAUCUAUCCCACCUGAUAUCCCAGAUGAUGCUACUACACUCUACCUCCAAAACAACCAGAUCAACAAUGCUGGGGUCCCAUCUGAACUAAAGACAAAGACCAAUGUCAGAGUUAUAUACUUGUAUGAAAAUGACCUUGAUGAAUUUCCAUUAAAUCUUCCACGCUCGCUCCGUGAACUCCAUCUCCAGGAUAACAACAUACGAAGUGUCACGCGAGAUGCCCUAUCACGCAUGCCAUAUUUGGAGAAGCUUCAUUUAGAUGACAAUUCUGUGUCGACUGUGAGCAUAGAGGAUGAUGCCUUCUUGGACAGCCGGCAGCUCCGACUGCUAUUUCUCUCACGGAACCAUCUCAGUAGCAUUCCCAAUGGCCUACCACACACAUUAGAAGAGCUGAGGUUGGAUGACAAUCGCAUCUCCACUAUACCACUCCACGCAUUUAAGGGGCUUAACAGCCUAAGGAGGCUGGUGCUGGAUGGGAACCUUUUGGCUAACCAGCGCAUUGCAGAUGAUACAUUCAGCCGUCUCCAGAACCUUACAGAACUUUCAUUGGUACGGAAUUCCCUAGCUGCUCCACCUCUUAACUUGCCCAGUGCUCACUUGCAGAAGCUCUAUUUGCAGGACAAUGCCAUUACCCAUAUCCCAUACAACACACUAUCCAAAAUGAGACAGCUGCAAAGACUUGAUUUGUCUAACAAUAAUCUUACUGCUCUCCCUCGUGGUUUGUUUGAUGACCUUGAGAACCUGAGUCAGCUCCUCCUCAGGAACAACCCAUGGUUCUGUGGCUGUAAUCUUAUUUGGCUGAGAGACUGGGUAAAAGCAAGGGCUUCUGUGGUCAAUGUAAGGGGUCUCAUGUGCCAGGGGCCUGAGAAAGUUCGGGGAAUGGCCAUUAAGGACAUCACCCAUGAAAUGGAUGAGUGCUUUGAAGGAGGGCAACAAAACAAUGCACCCUCUGUCCGUGCAACUCCCUCUAGUCCUGCAAUCACCACACCACCUCAAGGCUCACUGUUCACCCUCAAGUCUAAGAGACCAGGAAUUCGUCUCCCAGAAUCCAAUAUUGACUAUCCCAUGGAGACUGGAACUGCCACAAAAUCAUUGGUGAUCACUGUCAAACCACUAACAGCAGACAGCAUUCGCAUCACAUGGAAGGCAUCUCAACCUGCCAGUUCCUAUAGGCUUAGCUGGUUAAGACUGGGCCACAGCCCGGCUGUCGGAUCCAUUACAGAAACCUUAGUGCAGGGAGACAAGACCGAAUACCUACUGACAGCCCUGGAGCCCCGUUCAACCUAUAUAAUAUGUAUGGUGACCAUGGACUCAGGAAACUCGUAUCUUGCUGAUGAGUCACCUGUCUGUGCUAAGGCAGAAACAUCUGAUGUCUAUGGAACCACCACUACCCUAAAUCGAGAGCAGAAUGCAGACUCCCUAGCCGGACUACCAUUAGCCGGAAUAAUAGGAGGUGCUAUCACUCUUGUCUUCCUUUUUCUCAUAUUGGCAUCUAUUUGUUGGUAUGUUCACAGGGCUGGACAGCUCCUCACUCGUGACAGAGCCUACAGCCGUGGAAGCCGAAAAAAAGAUGAUUAUGUUGAGUCUGGCACCAAGAAAGAUAACUCUAUCUUGGAGAUCAGAGGUCCAGGGCUCCAAAUGUUGCCCAUAAACCCUCAUCGAGCCAAAGAGGAGUAUGUGAUUCACACCAUUUUUCCUUCUAAUGGAACAAGUCUUUACAAAAGCACCCAGACAAUAGGAUAUGGCACUCACAGAGGGUAUAGAGAUGGUGGUAUCCCUGACACAGACUAUUCAUACACAUGAUGGACUAUAAAGCUUGAACUGACAAGCUUCCCCUAUCCCCACAGUGAAAUUUAAUUUUUACUGGAGCCCACAAUGGAAAGAGAAAAAUAAUAAAACUUAACUGGUGAGGCAUUUAAAGAAAUUAAACUCUGGGGGAUAUUUUGUAGGAAUAAUAAUAAAAAAGAUAAUUAUCAAUAUUCAUGUCUCAACCCUUGAGGAUACAAAAGAAAAAAAUAACAAAGUAGUAGAUAUACAACAAGUUGAAGGGGUCACAUGAGAACUUGAUUACAUUUAAUACUGCAGUUUAAAUCAUUUUAGAACAAAAAGAUAAAUUGUGAGCAGUGAAAGCACUUGGAUACAAUUUGCAUAUAUCCUGAAGGGUUUUUUUUAGUUUUUUUUUUACUUGUUACAUUCAGGGUGAAAAUGAAGAAGUGGUGAGAACAAUUCUUAAAAUCUGUCUGAAAAUCACGUUUUCUUAUUUCUUUUUUUUUCGUCUGAAAAGGUGGGGGU
Bombina bombina (fire-bellied toad) is the source of this 2529-nucleotide messenger RNA. RefSeq names its product fibronectin leucine rich transmembrane protein 1 (gene FLRT1). The coding region runs from base 1 to 2040 and encodes 679 amino acids. NCBI's taxonomy places the organism in Eukaryota, Metazoa, Chordata, Amphibia, Anura, Bombinatoridae. The transcript has a single exon. The record is from RefSeq and is a predicted model, not a curated record. Gene Ontology annotation, molecular function: protein binding.